Molecule: messenger RNA, 3091 nt
Organism: Manduca sexta (tobacco hornworm)
Lineage: Eukaryota; Metazoa; Arthropoda; Insecta; Lepidoptera; Sphingidae
Gene: CRAT
Product: carnitine O-acetyltransferase
Exons: 13
Coding region: 201-2087 (628 amino acids)
Biological process (GO): carnitine metabolic process, CoA-linked
Cellular component (GO): peroxisome
Molecular function (GO): carnitine O-acetyltransferase activity
Source: RefSeq, a predicted model, not a curated record
UUCAUAAAGAAAAUAUUUUUAGCAGUUGGUAACAACAGGUAACAGUGUUACCGAUAUCAUGGCUAUGAAUAAAUUAAAAAAAACAGUGAUAGCGAACGUGUAUUGGUAGGUAGGUAGUUACCUAUCAAAUACUAUCAAAGUUGAAAGUACAAAGUUGGAAAGGAGACGGGCAGUUAGUUUUUAUUACGAGAAGAGUUAUAAUGCUGCGUAGCAUUACGAAAAUGGUUGGAUACAGAACAUUUUUCUUGGAGCCUUAUGCUAGUUCUUACCAAGUUAUAAAUAAUUACACAAGCACCAAAGGAAAUAUCCAAAAUUUGCCCAGCCUACCAGUUCCAAAACUAGAAGACACAUUAACUAAAUAUUUAAAAACAGUCAGACCUCACUUAAAUGAUGAAGAGUAUGCUGUAACAACAUCUAUAGUAAAAGACUUUAUCUCGGAUAAAGGUGUUGGAAGAAAGCUACAGAGCUUGCUCGAGAAGAGAGCUGAAAAACAUCUAAACUGGCUGGAAGACUGGUGGUUGAACACAGCUUACUUGGAGUAUCGCGAUCCAGUGGUAGUGUAUUCUAGUCCUGGUUUAGUGUUUCCGUUCCGUCAGUUCAAGAAUCAAAAAGAACAACUGCGGUAUGCUGCAAAAACAUUAUUGGCGGCUGUUGAUUAUAAAGAUUUAAUAGACAGUGAGAAAAUUCCUGUAGAAAUGAUGGGUAAAAGCCCACUAGAUAUGCAACAAUACAAAAAAAUCUUUGGAACAUGCAGAAUACCUUGGGAAAAACGCGAUAAGCUGUCGUAUAAUAAUGAAAAGCAUGUCACAGUCUUCCAUAAUAACCAUAUUUUCCAUGUUGACCUCUGGGGACAAGAUAAUGUUAUUUUGAGCGAAGAUCAAAUUGUCUCACAAUUGGAGAAAGUUAUAAAGCAAUCAAGCAAACCCACGAGCCAAGGCAUCGGUAUACUUACAUCAGACAAUCGCGAUAAUUGGGCGGCGGCCUAUCGACUACUUAGAGAAGAUAAAACAAACAAGGAGUCUUUGGAGGAUAUAGAAAAGAGUAUUGCUGUAUUAUGUUUGGAUUCGCCGGUCGGCUUGUGGAAAUGUCCCGAUGAUAACGCUCGGCGCAACGUCGCCGGCGCACAGACUAUCCACGGCGGAGGGGCGGCCGCCAACGGAGGCAACAGAUGGUUUGACAAAACUAUUCAGUUCAUUGUUGGGGCUGAUGGUGUAACUGGGUUAACGUAUGAACAUUCACCCGCCGAAGGCCAACCCAUUGCUGUAAUGACUGAUUUCAUAAUUAAUUAUAUAGAGCGUGGUAAGGAAAACUCGAAAACGUCGGCAAAUCCUAAACCGCCAGUGUUGUUAAAGUUCAACGUUACUUCUAAAGUCGAUGAAAUGAUAAAAACCGCACGCACGAACUUAGAUAAGUUAGUUGGAAAUCUUGAGCUGAACUGUUUCCAAUAUGACAAAUACGGCAAAAACUUUAUUAAGUCUCAAAAACUGAGUCCUGAUAGUUAUCUGCAGAUGGCGAUGCAGUUGGCUUUUUAUAGAUUGCACAACACGCCUGGCGCCCAUUACGAAUCUGCCGCCACCAGGAUGUAUGUGGGCGGGCGCACGGAAACCAUACGUUCUUGUUCCAUCGAGUCGAUAGAUUUCGCGAAAACAAUGUUGAACACGAAAAGCUCACCGAAAGAAAAAGUUGCCGCGUUGCAAAAAGCCAUAAAAGCGCACAAGGAUUACACAGUACAGGCACUUCAAGGACUGGGUGUCGACCGUCACUUACUUGGCUUGAAGCUCACCGCCAUAGAAAACGGUAUUCCUUUACCUAAACUUUACUCAGAUCCAGGAUUCACUCGAAGUGCGCACAUGAGGAUUUCUACCAGCCAGGUGGCGUGCAAGUGCGACGGGUUCAUGUGCUACGGGCCGCUGGUGGCGGACGGGUACGCGACGUGCUACAACCCGCGCGACGACGACGUGAACAUCGCCACGGCCGCGUUCGAGCAGCACCGCGACACCAGCGCCGCGCAGUACCGCGCCGCGCUCGAGGCAUCGCUGCGGGACAUGCACGACGUCCUGCUGCUCACCACACACUCCAAGCUUUAAAUCUUCAACUCUUAUACGACACUGUAAUCAUUGUUUCGACCGACCAAUGGUUUGUCUCCUUCGGUCCUAAACAAAAUGUGGCAGAAAGUAACAAACCAAUGGUUAGUUAAAAUUGAUGAAUUUUUUAUACUUAAUACUUGUUAGAUUGCCUUGUUAGAUAUUGGUGACGGUCAAGUAACAUGCUCGCUUCCUUAACAUUAACAAUAUUGAAGCAUUUACACAUGCUCAAAUGCCUUUACUACUUGCCUUUUUUAUAUAUUGUGAUAUUUUUAUCUUUUGUAUAGUGUUGAAUCAUUGUAAACAUUAUAUUACUUUACCUAUUUAUAGUAUUUAUACACCCUAUAAUAAAUCGAAUUUAUAAAGUAAUAAGUUGUAAAAAAAAGUCUAAAUAUUAUGUGAUUUAAGAAAAUCUUUUUCUAUUAUUAUACAUGUAAAUAAUUGGAGGAAACAGUAUUUUACAUUAUUCUAUGAAGAGUAUUCGUUUUUUUUUAUAUUUUAUUUUUUUUUUAAUUAUAAAUACUACUACAUAUUGUUUUUGUAUUUUUUUUUAAAUACAAUCAGUUACCUUUCAUAGCCUGUUUAAAUUUUUAAUAGAGACUACUAAUGAGUUUUCCAACCGUCCAAAUGGCGCGGCUGCAUUUCUGUUUGUUUUUGUGAAUAUUAAUUUGAAAAUCUGAUGAAUGUGACAGAUUUUUCAAUGAGCUUCAGUUGAAUGUGAAAAAUUUAUUAAUAAUUCAGAUACGUAUAAUAUUUUUAUAUCGCAUUAUAAUUGAAACAUUUUUGAGACUGUACAAACGUUUAUUUAAACAUAUCGAUACAAAAUAAAUAAUAAUACAAUAUUAUCUAUUAUACUAUUUAUUAUUAUACUACAAAAUAAUAAUAUUAAAAUUUUUGUUUACUUUAUUUUCCUUUAAAACUGGUGAGGGGCCAAUUCAAUUUUACCAACUGUUUAUAUAUAACGACAUACCUUGAAUGUUAUUAAAGACUUUAAAAUAAAGAAACCA